UCUGUCAGGAGAUGAAUUUCUUCGUCCCCCCCCUCCCUUCUGCUGAGAAAAACCCCAGAGUCUAACAUGGGAGAGGAAUAAAAGCUUUGAGGGACACAUGUUGGGACUCCUGGCUUCCUCCUGGCCCGUGUAGACAUCACUGCAACCCCUGAAAAAUGAUCAUCAGGAAAAGACGUACCAAGCUAGCUAGCUACAUUUUUUUGUGAGGAUGCACAGAUGUGGAUACGUGUAUCAGGUUGGUACCAGAGCUGGAUAGCGAGCCACCGCUCUGAUUGAAGCAGCGAAUCAAAAGCCUCCUGGGGACUGGAUGCUGCAGCUGGAUGUCAGCUUCCUGUUCCCGCCACCAUUGAGGGAUUCUUGAGGGACCAUCCUGAGUGUUGAAGCAGCCUGAAAACACAAAAACAAACACAGAUAACCACAGUUUGUGUGCACCGUCCUGACUGCACCUUGUGAAUCAAAGCCGCACUUGCACUAGACACACAUCUGCUCUACGGUUGAGACACAGAGCCUGGGUGCUCACCUGCUGCACUGCCUGGACAGCCACCUGAUAGAGCUGUCAGCGAUGACAUCACACAGCCAUCAAGAGGGGAUCCUGGGGAAGGAGCAGCCGCUGGAGGUGCUGAAGACAUCGGCGCUCAACCACAUCCCAACAGUGGACAUCAACUCAGCGCUGCCCCUGCGUCUCCCUCCAGCCGCCAUCCCUAUGGACCUGCGCGUGGACCACCACCAACAGCAGCAGCAGCAGGUGUCAUCGCUCUCCCCGCCCGGCCAGCAGUCGUCCGGCCCGGGGUCUCUGGGAGGAUCAGGCCCGGGUGGCGGGGGCGGCGUGGUGGCGGCCUCGGUGCGAGAGCAGCAGCUGCAGCAGGAGCUGCUGACCCUGAAACAGAAGCAGCAGAUCCAGAGGCAGAUCCUCAUCGCGGAGUUUCAGCGGCAGCACGAACAGCUGUCACGCCAGCAUGAGGCCCAGCUCCAAGAGCACAUUAAGCAACAGCAGGAGCUUCUGGCGCUGAAGCACCAGCAGGAGCUUCUGGAACACCAGAGGAAGAUGGAGAACCACCGUCUGGAGCAGGAGCUGGAGAAGCAGCAGAGGGAGCAGAAACUGCAGUUACUGAAGAACAAGGAGCGAGGACAGGAAAGCGCUGUGGCGAGUACUGAGGUGAAGAUGCGGCUGCAGGAGUUUGUCCUGAACAAGAAGAAGGCCCUUGCUCAGCGCAGCCUCAACCAAGGAGGCCUCCCCAAUGAUGCUCCGUACUGGUACCGCAAAACUCAGCACAGCUCUCUGGAUCAGAGCUCGCCUCCACAGACUGGUGUCUCCACCUACAACCACCCUGUGCUGGGUGUCUACAACCCGCGUGAUGACUUCCCACUGCGAAAAACUGCCUCCGAGCCCAACCUGAAGCUACGCUCCCGGCUGAAGCAGAAGGUGAGCGAGCGGAGGAGCAGUCCGCUGCUGCGUCGCCGAGACAGUCCCAUCACCACUGCCAAGAAACGCUCGCUCGACAUGGCAGAUUCUGCGUGUAGCAGCGCCCCAGGCUCAGGCCCGAGCUCGCCUAAUAACAGCUCCAACAACAUCCCCAAUGAGAACGGCAUCACUGUGCCAGUGUCCAACAACACAGAGGCGUCUCUGGCCCAGAGGCUGUGCAGCGGUGCUGAGCGGGGCUCCGUUAACCAGCUGUCCCUCUACACUUCACCAUCCUUACCCAACAUCACCCUGGGGCUGCCCGCCACUGCCACGGCCACGGCUGCUUCAAAUGUGACCUCAGCCCAGCAGGAUGGAGGUCUGCAGCCGGCUCUCUCUCUCAGCCCCCCCUUCCUCUCUGGCGGCCACUUGACCCCCUACCUAGCUGAGGCUGGAGCAGGAACAGGCGGACAUGGUGCGCACAGUCCGCUGCUCCAACACAUGGUGCUGAUGGAGCAGAGUCCGGCACAGAGCCCCCUGGUGACAGGUGUGAGCGGCCUCUCCAUGUCCCCGGCCGCCUCCAUGGCCAAGCUGCAGCGGCAGCACCGACCCCUGGGACGCACCCAGUCGGCCCCUCUGCCCCAGGGGAGCGCGGCCCAGGCUCACGCCCAGGCCCUGGCCCUGCAGCAGCUGGUGGUGCAGCAGCAGCACCAGCAGUUCCUGGAGAAGCACAAGCAGCAGUUCCAGCAGCAGCAGCUCCACCUUAACAAGAUGAUGGCCAAACCCAGCGAGUCUCCCGUUGGACGCCAGCACCAGAGCCACCCAGAGGAGACAGAGGAGGAGCUAAGGGAGCAUCAGGACGGAGGAGGUGGAGGAGGCGGGAACCUGCCGCCGGGGGUCACCAUCAAGCAGGAGCCACCUGACCCCCAGGAGCUGCAGGAGGAGAUGCAGCACAGGGAGAGGCAGGCGGAGCAGGAGCUGCUAUUCAGACAGCAGGCACUGUUGUUGGAGCAGCAGCGGAUCCACCAGCUCAGAAACUAUCAGGCCUCCAUGGAAGCCGCCGGCCUGUCAAUCUCCUUCCCCGGACAUCGGCCUCUGUCCCGAGCUCAGUCGUCUCCGGCCUCGGCCCCCUCCUUCCCGAUCAGCGUCCCGACCUCCGACCCCCCCGUCAAACCUCGCUUCACAACAGGCCUGGUGUACGACUCCCUCAUGCAGAAGCAUCAGUGUAUGUGUGGAAACACCAACAGCCACCCCGAGCAUGCGGGACGAAUCCAGAGCAUCUGGUCUCGUCUGCAGGAGACCGGCCUCAGAUCGCAGUGUGAGUGUAUCCGUGGGAGGAAGGCCACUCUGGAGGAGCUGCAGACGGUUCACUCUGAAGCCCACGUCCUGCUGUACGGAACCAACCCUCUCCGACAGAAACUUGAUUGUUCAAUCACUCCAAUGUUCGUACGGCUGCCAUGUGGAGGAGUCGGGGUGGACAGCGACACCAUCUGGAAUGAGGUGCACUCCUCUAGCGCUGCACGGCUCGCUGUCGGCUCAGUGGUGGAGCUCGUUUUCAAAGUGGCUACAGGAGAGCUGAAGAACGGUUUUGCUGUGGUCCGCCCUCCUGGACACCAUGCAGAGGAGAGCACUCCCAUGGGUUUCUGCUACUUUAACUCUGUGGCCAUUGCAGCCAAGCUGCUGCAGCAGAGACUCAACGUCAACAAGAUCCUCAUUGUGGACUGGGACGUCCACCACGGGAACGGCACCCAGCAAGCUUUCUACGAUGACCCCAAUGUCCUUUAUCUGUCCAUUCAUCGCUACGACGACGGCAACUUUUUCCCUGGAAGUGGAGCACCUGAUGAGGUGGGCAGUGGGCCCGGAGUCGGCUUCAACGUAAACGUCGCCUUCACAGGAGGCCUGGACCCACCAAUGGGUGAUGCAGAGUACCUGGCUGCCUUCAGGUCGGUGGUGAUGCCAAUAGCCAACGAAUUUGCCCCUGACAUCGUGCUGGUCUCCUCUGGUUUCGAUGCUGUGGAAGGACACCCCCCACCCCUGGGCGGCUACACUCUGACAUCUAAAUGUUUUGGCUACCUGACCAGGCAGUUGAUGACUCUCGCUGGAGGCCGGGUGGUCCUGGCUCUGGAGGGGGGUCACGAUCUCACCGCCAUCUGCGAUGCCUCUGAGGCCUGUGUGGCCGCCCUGCUCGGACAGGAGCUGGACCCGCUGCCGAAGGCCGUCCUCGAGCAGAGGCCCAACCCCAAUGCAGUUCGCUCUCUGGAGAAAGUUUUAGAGACUCACAGUAAGUACUGGCGUUCGGUGCACCGCUCCUCCCCACGGCUUGGACUCUCCCUGCUAGAGGCCAAACGAGGAGACUCUGAGGAGGCCGAGGCCGUCAGUGCCAUGGCCUCUCUCUCCGUGGCUAACACCAACGCCAUGGAUCAAAGGCCUGAGGAGGAGCCCAUGGAGGAGGAGGAGCCACUGUAACGGAGGGAAACACUGUUGGGGUGUCACACCGUUACCAUUGACCUCUCCGGAGACAACUCUUUGAGCUGCGAAGAGUCUUCGACUGACCCCUUCAUUUAGUCCCCCUAAACCCCACUCACCACGUCAGUCACCUUGAUUGGCGGCCCCUCGGCCAAUAUAACGAGGGAGAGGGGGUGGGCUCAGCCUCAGAGUAGGGAGCCAAUCAGGAGACAGAGGACUGAAAAUGGGAAAAAAAGAAAUUAAAGAGACUCGUUUUUUUCUGUCAGUCUUCGCCCUCUCAUGUUAGCCCACUGCGGCUAACUCUGUGACCAAGGCAGCAGGUGGGUGUGUUUGGAGUUUGGGUGAGGUUCGGCCUUGCCGCCGAAAGGUGUGAUUUCACUGCAGGAACAUACGGUGCUUUACACAGCUGCCUUCUGACCACGUACAGUAUGGACACCAGGGACAGCAGACGAUCCCGGCUGCAAGCUCGGGAGUUUCUUUUCUCUUUUAUCGACUAUUUCUUCCUGCGACGCCAACGGCAUCGCAGUGAUUGAGAUCAUAUUUUAAAGAUGCAUUCACUGUGGACUUUGGUCGAGCUGAGUCGACUUUUACAAAGAUUUGAAGACGAGACUGUCGCCUCGCCGGACCAGCCUGUCGUUGGAAAAAAAAAAAAAAGGUUGACGAGUGAGAGGAGUGCCUUGGUGAGGGAGGGUCCCCCGCUGGAUUUCAGGAUUGUUUUCAGGAAAAGAUUGCCUUAAGUCAAACGAGGGAGGAAAAGUUUCCGCUCCUUUUGGGACGGGACGACUUAGAAAUAAAGCAAACAAUCUUUCAGCAUGUUUACUCGGAACGUGACGAAGACGGCGUUUACGUCUCGCACAGCUUCUCGAAGAAGAAGAGUUACUUUACUUUUGGAUGGAUCUAUUUUUCUGUAAAAAAAGAAAAAAAAUCACAAGGAAGCGCUUUGGAAAGGUAGUUGCCAGCUUCAGUAGGUGCGAACAUGGAAACUUCAAAAUUAGACUCUCAAAAACAAGCCUUUGAUGUAGCUUCCCUUUAACAGAAGUCACUGCUUUGUAAACACAUGAAGCAUGCAUUUUAGCGGAACGACCCGACGUUUUUUAGCGAGGUUUUACCCAAAAAGAGAAAGCCAAGCGAGAAAAGCCAAAGCAUGAGUUUGCAUUUACAGUAGUACUUUCACUUCACUUAGCUGGCAAGACAUUUCUCGUACUGGCCCUUUAAGAGAAGGCUCCCGGUACAACAGUUCAAUGUUUACUAAUUUAACCCUCCACGGAUCAAGCGAGCAUUUCUGAACCAGUCGGCUCUCCGUACAUCGGCCGGUUGGCAGCUACCUUGGUUGCUAGUGUGAGCGAGUCAUGUAUAUUGAAUUGAAUAUAUUUUGCGGGGCGGUAAUCGCCUGUUUGUAUCUUACAUGUAUGAUUUCCACAUCAAUAUAAAGAAAAACAGAAAAAAAAAUCGUGUUUGGUAAGCGUGUCCACUUUUUAUUUUUUAUCGUAUAAGAUUAUUUUUCUAACUUUUUCAUCCAUAGAUUUUUGUUCUGUGUUUUUAUCCGUUUUCUGGAUAGUUAUAGGGCUGCCAUUCACACUCUUAGUACUAUUGUCACCUCUUGUUCCAAGACUUUCUUUCUUGUAUUUAUCAAAAACAAGGAGCAACACCUCCUUUAUUUCUUUAUUUCUUUCUUUCCAAAGGCUCUCAGCCUUUUUCUGCAUUUUCAUCAAUCAUGUAUUUAUAACAUGUACUGUUUAUAGCAGAUUUGUAUAUGGAAAAAUUUAUAAAUGUACUCUAACUAAUGACAGCUAUGAUAUUGUGAGCGACAAACAGUAUGGUGUACGAUAUUACCAUGGACUUAAAAAAAAGAGAAAAAGCAGCGUAUUUAACUCGUCAUCGACUGCACUGAAGUCAUCACAUGGCACUGCAAUUGACAUUUAAAGCAAAACAUUUGAUCACUUUGUUGCCUAAUUGAUGCAUUUUUCCUUACCACUUACCUUUAAAACUGUGGCAACACAUCCAUAAAGAGGUUUAAAGGAAGUUUAAUGUAGCUGGCUGGGUUUUAUUUUGGCGGGGAAUGCAAAAUAAAGAGCUCAAAUUGAUUUUUUUAGAAGGAAAAACUCAGCAGAUAUCUUUAAAUUCUCUCUCUGAGCAUGUGUUGCACUAUCAUGUUCAGCUUUUUCUGCUUCAAUCGACGCUCAAAGACUGUAAACUGCUUCGUUAACCAGCUUAUUCAAGGCGACUAUCAUGUUUAUUUUGAUAUCAUUUUAUUUAACAUAUUUUCAUGUCUAACAAACAUUCCACUUGUUUCAUUUGGCUUAUUUUUUUACUUAUUUUAUUUUUUGUAGAAACUUUGACUGCUUUCUUUUUCGCCGUCUGCUCGCGCCAACUUUAACUCUUUGCAUGGUUUGUGAGUCAGCAUGCCUGCUUGUCUAUGUAACAAAAAUGUAUUUGCACAAUAGAAGAAGAACACUGGAGGACUUUAAGACAAAAAAUAAAAACACAAACCUCCCGCAGCAGCGGCGACUCCCAAGAGCACCAAACAGGAUGUUUUUUUUCUUCCUCGUUGGUGUGACAAUUCAAGACUUUUCAAGGGACAUUUGUUAUUGUUCCCGCUGUUUCCGAUGAUGAUUUUGAUGGCACUUAGAACAUGUACGGACUGUGCUAAAGAGAAACACGCUCUGCCAAACCUCUGCUACAUCCACACCUUCAAAAAGACUCCCAAAGAAUGUUCCUCUUUCACAGAUUUGUGAGUGCGCUGUUACAGGAAAGAAACAUUUGGAAAAAAAGGGCAUCGCCGUUUUUGAUUGUCACUCCCACCUCGGCCAGUUCUCUCUAUAUAAAUAUAACCACUGUGGCUCAAGAGCAAUUCUCGGUUUACAUGUAAAUGGAUAAAAAAGUUAUUUUUUGUUUGUUGUUUGUCUCUAUUGAUGAAAAAUGUUAUCUUUCUUUGGGACCUACGCUUUGGACAUUUCAUCUCUGACAUCAUCUAUAAAA
Molecule: messenger RNA, 6844 nt
Organism: Cheilinus undulatus (humphead wrasse)
Lineage: Eukaryota; Metazoa; Chordata; Actinopteri; Labriformes; Labridae
Product: histone deacetylase 4-like
Exons: 28
Coding region: 563-3865 (1100 amino acids)
Biological process (GO): chromatin organization; negative regulation of transcription by RNA polymerase II
Cellular component (GO): histone deacetylase complex
Molecular function (GO): histone deacetylase activity
Source: RefSeq, a predicted model, not a curated record